AUGACAGACAGUGAGUCGGACGUCGGAGCCAUACAGCUUCGUAACAGGCUUCUUGAGCUUGUGUACACUAGCGGUGCUGUUUUUACGAUUAGUCAACUUGCUCUCAUUCUUGCGGUGGACAAGACAAGGAUUGUGCAUGAACUCCGACGAUCGGAUUUUCGCGGUAUUGUGUACGACCAAGAUGAGGAAACCGUGCACAUGCGGCCUCAGCACCGUAUGUCACCAUCAGAUACCAUUGUCAGUGGUAAAAUGCCCACAUCACGCGGCAUACGAAGAUCACCGGGCAUCGUAGAGAGCCGUUACGCCAAUUACGGUAGCGACGGUUAUCAACACUAUCGGAGAAGUACGUUGGGGGGUGGGCGCGUGGUUUCAACAAAGAGUACCUAUCGCAAAACAAAAUAUCGUCUCCCAUUUGACGCGGAUGUGGUCAGUGCUGACAAUACGGAGAGUGCCUUGCCGAAAGGGCGUGUCGGUUAUGUGUGUGUCGCCGACGAGUUUCACCUCAGGGAGUUAGAGGCGCACUAUUGCGCACAGGGAUAUGACACCAAAUUUGAUUUUGAUGUCCUACACAUACGUUUCUCUGACAAGGAAAUGAGCGCCAAAGGCACACGCACGUCCGUCCUUGCAGCAAAGAGCUUGACGAACUUCACAAAUCCUACUUCUGCCGGGUGUGGGACACACGGCACACGCACUACAGAAGGUAGUAACAAUGAAAACAACAGUAAUAACAAUAAUAAUAACACUGGCGGUGAAAAGCCGAGUGAUCGAUCAUCGUUGCCUUCCGCCAAGAAUCUUUGUAAGGCUGGUUUUGAUUUAUUUGUGUUUGAAUAUGGAGCUAUUGUCUGGUGGGGGUUUGACCAGCGCUUUUUUAAAAUUGUUGAGAAUGAUUUUAUGCUUCCAAACAGUGCCAUUUCAAGAUACAUGGAAAACCGCUACAUGACUCAGCUCAUUAGCGAGAAUUACCCUGUGUGGUGCACAUAUACUCUUGAACGGAAGGAUACAUUAGAGCCUGACGAACACUUCCGGGAGAGGUUGCGUUUUGAUCACUUUAUUAUACCCUUUGGACGUGGGGAUAUGGAUACAAGCAACGUUAGCAUGCUGUGUGCUUCGCAUGCCCUCGCCCAGUCCGCGAAGAUUGAUUACCUGGAGCUGAAGGUGCAAGAGCUGGCGGAGAACUGCUCGCCGUUACCGCGUGAAUUACGUGAAAAGGGACAGGUGAGCAUUACUGAACGUCGUUUGUUGCAACUUCGUGGCGAG
Trypanosoma cruzi is the source of this 1257-nucleotide messenger RNA. RefSeq lists its product as uncharacterized. The annotation marks the transcript as partial. The transcript has a single exon. NCBI's taxonomy places the organism in Eukaryota, Euglenozoa, Kinetoplastea, Trypanosomatida, Trypanosomatidae. The record is from RefSeq and is a predicted model, not a curated record.